UGCUAGUGACCCAUUAUUGUGGUGCCUCUUGGUGCCGACAUGUGCUGUGUUGUGACACCACUGAGUACAACAAUGAUAGAACAAUUAGAAAUAUAGGUGGCAGCAGUGAUUCUCAUCUUUACAGCAACCCCUGGUUAUGUAAAAAGUUCAAGGUCAUGUUGAGAUAAUCUAAGCCAAGUCCUAAGCGUUUGAAUGUGUGGGAGGUGCCACGUGUUGAGUUGAGUUUCAGAAUGAGUGGUGGCAGCACGGCCGUUGUGACCAUGAGACCCGAUGAGACUCCCCUGAAUGGUGACGCAAACCAUUCAUUCUCGAGCAUGAAGGAUGAAGUUGUAAAUCUUUUGAAACACGAAGUCGGGAUUUGUAGGAAGAAUUCUGAUAAGAACGAUUUAGGUGCCGGUUUGAAAUUGGAUUCCUCUGGAGAUGGGAAAACGAAGGAUAUUCUAAAGGAGGAUGUGAAUAAUUCUGAUGAGCCUGUGGCAGUUGCUGAGACAAAUGGCCAUAGCAAAGUAGCAAAAGGUGAGACUAAAUUGUGUGGUCCGGGAGAGGCUGGUAAUGGGGACAACGGUGGUAGUCGUGAUGUCGAGGGUGCGGUGAAAUGUGUUGAAUCCAAUGUCAAGGCGAAGGAUGAGAAGAAUGAACCCCAGUCAAUGGAAGUGGAUAAGGAAAAAGCUCCUAGCAUCAAUGGAGACCAUGGUAACGGUGACCAUAGCAACUGUAACCAAGCGACCAAAACUGAAAACGUGGAAUCCACUGCUAAAAAGGAGGAAGAAUCAAAAAUUGAGCAAAGAGAACAAGCUGACUCUGAUGGAAUUGAUUCAAAUUUGAAAAAUGGUAAUGUAAAGAAUACUGUUGAUGCUAACUUUGAAGUAGAACUAGAAGUCACUAAGACUAAGCAGAUAAAAUCUGAUGAAGAGCUCACUGUGGGUGAAAAAACGGAUGCGAACUCUCAAAAAAGGGAAGGUGAAAAUAAGAAUAGUCUGAGUAUUCGUGGUGGUUUAAAAACAUCUGUAAGUGAACUCGUGAAGAAAGCUGUGGAAAGUGUGAAACUGAGUAGUGUUGGCAGCAAUUCAAGUUUUUCAAUGCCAUUUGGAACCACAACACCUCCUGUGGAGGAAGCAGACGAUAUGUUUCAUGAUGCAGAAGACAAACCUGUUAAAAAAAUGGUCUCCAAUCCUGAUUCUAAACUGCUUGAUAAUACUGAUCAAGAGAUGAAAUCGGAGGCAGCUAAAGAAUCCAAGAAAAUAGAUUCUGAUCUUGACUCAAAACUUCUCGGUGCUCCUGAUCAAGGCACAAAAUCCGAGGCAGCCAAAAAUUCAAAUGUAACUAACUGUGAUAAAGAUGCCAAUACUGGUUUCGACGCCUGUGAGGAUAUUCCUGAAUCGUUGCUGGACGAGGAUGAGAGGCCUGGCGUGACGUCUGCUACCAGGAAAGAGGCAGACGACGAGGAGAUCAACGAAGAUGAACUGUUGAUGGAGCUCGACUCGGACAAACAAGCUGAGGGAGUUGAGCCUGAUGCCAGUCUUCUGAACGAGUCAGAUCAUGAGGACCAAUCCAAGACCGUAGACCAGAAAGACGCGUCAGUUGUUAAGGAGAAUGACUCCUCGGUUGUUGUCUUGCUCGAGGAUGAGGAUGCGCGAAGUGAGGAAAAGGUGCUACCAACCAGACAGUCGGUGGAAUCCGCAAAAACCAGUGAACCACCCCCCUCUGAAUCAAAGGUUGAAGAAAAGAUGGGGCAAAGUUCUGACAAUCUUGACAUCCCUAAAGUAGAAGUGGUCACCCCUUCAGCACCCUUGACAGCAGCGGAGGAGCUAAAGGCGAAAAUAGCCCCAGAUGUUGCAAAGAAGAAACUGGUAGAGGAUGUUGAUAGCGACUAUGAAGUUAUGGAGAUCUCAUUAGAUGACAUUGAACCGGGUGUGAAAAACGAGGCGACUCGAUCCGCGUCGGCGAUUAUGAAAUCUUUUGAGGACGCCCGGGAUACGUUGUCACGUAAACGUGCCAUACCAAGAUCAGAUGCUGAUGAUGCCACGACUGGAUCCACGGUAAAGAGGACCAAACGAGAAACAGAAACGGAUGCAGUAGUUGAGAGAUCCAGUCGGGCGUCGACUCCAGAUUCGGUUGUCUGCUUGCCAUAUGCUGCACCGACCAAGGAUGCAAUAAAGCCGGUGUGUGAUGGCAAUAAGAAGUUGAUUACUGACAAAGCAUUUGGUGAGCUAAUUCGAAUCAAGCUCAACCAGUGUCUCAUGCGAGAGAUCGAUUCUGUGGUGGCGCCCCUGAGGAAGCGCGUCAGCGAGCUCCAGGCGAGCAACGAGGCAUGGAAGUCGCAGGCAAGCGAACUCCAGAAGAAGAUUCUGGAAUUGAACAUCGCACUUCAGCGCAAAGAUCGGAAAAGGAAGGCCUUGAAGAAUGAUAAGGCUAAGGCAGCUCAUGCUAAAGCUGCGGCGGCUGCAGCUGCUGCUUCUUAUGCAGCUGUGCAUAACACACCUACCAAAUCUCCAGCUACCACCCCCAAGUCACCUAUGUUUGUUAGCAAUGUGCACACCAAGCCAGUCCAGGCAACAACCAUACUGCCGAACAGUGUCCGACCACUACAGAUUCAACAAGCUUCAAAUAGUAGCCAGUACCAGACGAUUCAGAUUCCAAUGUCCGUAUCGAAUCAGAUCCGUAGUGUCAUUGGACAGCCUGCCAUCGCAAAUGUUCAACUUGCGUCUGCUUCCAACGCACAAUUGGCCAGUCAAAGUACUCAAAACAUCCUGCAGUAUAAUGUGAACCGAGGGAUAAUUCAGGGGCCAUUUGCACCGGCAGCGAAUGGUGUAGCAACUUCUUUGCCUGUCAGAGCAGUUUUGGAUACCACAAACUCGGGAACGUCGCUCGCGGGAACCCCUGUCCCUCUCGCCCUAACAAAUACUGUGCGUUCUAUGUUGCAUACAAAGCGGGAAGGACAACCUACUCUUGUCAUGAUGCCUAAUUCGACAACUCAACAGAAUCAGGUCGCACAACCCACAUUUCUAAAGGUGCCUCACAUUCAAGCAGCCAAUAAUGCAAACAAAAACACAAAUCAGAAACAGGUUUUCGUGGACCUAACAGAUGAUGAUGAUCCUAGUUCUAAAAAGAUUGCUCACCCGAUGCCAGCUGGUUUAACUCCUAAUAACACAAUGACUCCGAUAACCAACCUCAUCCGGCCGGCUGCAGCUCCCUCGAUUAGUCCACAAAGUGUCGCCGUACCAGUUCGUCCAGGUCAGAUAACGUUGCGGCCCGGAACUCAAAUCGUUCUCAAUGGAUCGGGGGCUGCUCCGGUGUUCUUCCAGCCCCUGGCUCAAGCACAGCGUAUAUCUGGUCCCGGAACUGUGCAAUCGAAACCACCGACAUUUAUUUAUGCACCAACAAGUAUACAGUCUCAGGGAAAUCGUGUUUUGACAUUAUUGCCACAGCAGCAGGCAAUGACUACCUCGACGUCGUUAGUUUCGUCUCCUGCGAUACAGACGCCUAGGAUUGUGGCCUCCACGCCUCAGGUUACACCAAUCCAAACCAUAGCCAAACAUCCUGCUCCACUGCCACCGAAAGCUGUCAACCCACGAACGAAUAGCACAAAGAAGGAACCGCCCAAACCUGCAUUAAAAAUAUCUAGGGUUUCUCAGGGUAUCGUCUUGUCAUGGAACAUGCAGAUGGUGGCUGCGCUUUAUGAGGAGAUCGCCAGCUACCAGUUGUACGCAUAUCAAGAGACGUCGUCAGCUCCUAGCACUACACUCUGGAAAAAGGUUGGCGAUGUUAAAGCACUGCCACUGCCCAUGGCGUGUACGCUCACUCAGUUCCAGGAGGGCAACAGAUAUCACUUUGCCGUGCGAGCGAUCGACGUGCACCAACGCGUUGGACCAUUCAGCGAGCCAUCCAGCAUACACCUCACCAAAAACCAGUCGUAGGGAACUCAUCUACAUCGUCACCGACAGUGGAAUAUUACAUGUUCAUCGAGACUUUGUGCGUGGACUGGUAUCCAGACGGUAUUAAGCGUUUAGGCUUUUCUCGAGUUGGUAGUCUAAAAACACUGUUCACAUCGUGCAUAGGCCAUACAAGACUUCCUACUCGUUAUUUUGCACUGUACUGUACCAUAGUUGCAUGUUGAUAUUUUGGCAUUGUACUUUAGUCUGGAUGAUUCCCACGUUGAUUUGACUUGGGUGACUAAUUUUGACGUGAUUUUCCCCUGUCUGACAUUGUGGAAUUUGCCCCCCUGAAUUUCCUGAUGUUGGCAUGACGUCACAGGACGUGUGACAUCAUCACCUAAAGAACCUCUAUAUGGCUAAUGUUGACAAUGUUGUAUUCUAAGUGAACUGUUUCGUGGUACUAGUGAAUCUUCUUCUGUACAGAAAGUUUUGUUAUUUUUUUGUAAAAAAUAUAUUUUAUUCCAUUGGUAUGAAUGUUUGUGCGUCUGCUCAUCUACCCAUUAUCAUUGUACUGUAAACUGUCAAAUUUGUGCACCUCUUUAUUAUUCCGGGUCUCCGAAGAAAAAAAUUCACAAUUUUUAUUUUUGCAGAUAAAAUUUCUUUCACUUUUCAAAUCAAAAAUAUUUCUUUGCGAUCUUUAUUUUGCAAAAAUAAAUAUCUGUGAAAAUUAAGCUGUCUGCAGUCGGUAUAGGCUACACAGUGUGCUGAAUGUUGUUUUUACUUUGAGAUCCCUGGAAGGGUCAUAACUGAGUAUUAACCUCACUGUGAAAAUUGAUGCUCACAAAAAUUCAAAUGUAUUUGGUCGGAAUGUCCUAAUCCUCGAAGGUAAUUUUUUGGGUCUUCUGAGAAUACCAAAGUACUUGUCACAAUUUUAGUAUUCCAUGGCAUUGGUUAGGUCAAACACACAUAUAUCUUCGCCUCUUCCUUUCACAAUGUGAGCUAGAACUUUGGGAGUGAAUAUUCCAACUGUUACCCUGUGUCAGCAUGUUGUGUAGUGUUAUCUGGGCCAGUCAUUUGUUUAUCCUUCAUUCUAUGUAGUUACAGUGUAGUCUGGAUAUCGUGCAAUGGCUCACGAAGUUCUGUUGGCUAAUGAUUUUCCUCCGAUAUAAUAUAACAGUUGUAAUAGACUGUCAGUCCAUGGAAUAUCCACCACUAUUUGGCAAAUUUUCUUGUUUUACUCUUUGUGGUCAACAGAAUUCUGUGUCUGCUGCCAAAAUUACACAUUUGCUGUUAACUGUAAAAUUUUCACACCACUUUAAGAGGAUUUUGACAAACGUUUCGGCCUUCUUUUAAAGUUUUUUCGGGCGGUGGAAAUGAAACUUCUCAUGAAGUUCGCUUUAGAGUUGGUGAAUUUGGCCAUUUUCAAUUGCUGGGUGAUCUCAAGUUUUGUAUUUUAGCAUCCAUGAAGGGAUCAAAACUCUUUUAGAUUUUCUGUGCACAUACAGAGGUCUUGCAUUGCAUUUGUAAAUAGUUUGCACCGAUAUCUCCUGCCUGUGCCAGUCUAUUAGGCAGGUUGAGAUCAGAGACUUAUCACAGAUUCUUUCACGUAUACAGACACACAUGAACAAAACAUUCGUCCUCUUUCUACAGAGUUUCUUCCGUAUACGUACGAAGAUCCUUGAUAAGUCGCAGAUCUCAACCUCCCUAUUGUUAUCGACCAUUUACAGAUGCCUGUGAGGUUCGUGUUAUUAGGUCUAACCUUUCGCUUGUUUUACUAUUAAAUCUUUUACCUCGUGUAUGCUACACCGUAGUAUUCUGAUUUCAAUUUUGUCCGCAGUGUGUGAUCUCUUAAUUUAGUACUCUGUACAUGCAUAUUGGACUGCCUAUUAAAGAUGUGUACAAAGUUUUGGUGCCGAUAGACAUAAUAUGACAUUAAUACAAUUUAUACAGCACAGUGAAGACAAUGCAAUAACCACCUCUCAAAAAUUACUCAGUCACUCGCCCGACUAUCCAAAAUAUCAUAUCCAAAUUACAGAUUAAAGCUGUACGCAAAGUGGCUUAGAAAUCGAAUGGUUGUCUGAUCUCAACAUUAGAAGAUGAUCGUAUCUCUGCUGUAAUUUAUUCUGUGGUUGUAUGUUAAAGGCCUCUGUCGUUUGUUAAAAAUAUGAAAUUUAAUUUGGGGGAUUUUUUUUCCAUUUUGUAAACACCUUUGAAUAAAAGUUGUUGAACAUUGCCAUUGUGCACACCUGUUUAAAAAAUGCUAUGUGAGCAAUUCUCAUCAUGUUGACACGUCUAGCUACUGUUCAGCGGCAAUGUUUCUUUCUAUUUAUAUGUGGCACAGACAGAAGUUUACUCGGGUGGCAUUAACCUUGUAAAAUUACUUGCUUUGAUUGACGAGGUUUUUCGUGAUCAGUCCAUAUUCAGAGCCACCAUCUUCUUUGUAAAUAUCGCCAAGUCAUCACUGUUCAACAUUGUGGAUGUGUACAUUUAUUUUGUAUAAAAUAAUGACAGAUAGAGUAGUAAAUUGCUUGAAAAAAUGUUGUCAGAAUAAAUAUGAAUCUGUCACAUUUGAGAUCAUAGUUGCAUAAAAUUAUUGUAGAAAUCAAACGAGAAAUAAAAGUUUUG
This is a messenger RNA of Lineus longissimus, 6500 nucleotides long. RefSeq names its product activating transcription factor 7-interacting protein 1-like. Gene Ontology annotation, molecular function: protein binding; transcription coregulator activity. Lineage: Eukaryota; Metazoa; Nemertea; Pilidiophora; Heteronemertea; Lineidae. Bases 231 to 3917 code for a protein of 1228 amino acids. The transcript is spliced from 10 exons. The record is from RefSeq and is a predicted model, not a curated record. Gene Ontology annotation, biological process: regulation of DNA-templated transcription. Gene Ontology annotation, cellular component: transcription regulator complex; nucleus.